ACUAGCUCACUAGCUCUCCAAUUUCAAUAUCUGAGUAGAAAACCCUAAAUUUCCGGUAACCGAAACCCUAACUCCCCCAAUCUCCUUCCUCCAUGGCACCUAAGCGCCCGUCUCCCUUGGACGAACCGCCGGCCGCUUCUUCAUCGGAGGAAGAGGAAGAAGCCUCGUCCGAAGAAGAAGGAUCCGGAUCCGGAUCCGAGGAGUCCGAAUCCGAUGCCGAAGCAACCGAGCCGCAAAAGACCACCUCGUCCGCGCAAGCAACUCCCGAGAAGAAGCCGCAAGCGAAGAAGCCGGAAUCCGCGGCGGCAAAGCCUCAGUCUUCUUCCUCCGGCGAGACCGAAACCGAGUCUGAAUCGGAAUCCGACGGCGACACACUCGCCCAGCGCAGAGUCAAUGUCAAGCCGAUCGCGUCCAAGCCCAUGGAGGAGGUGACGCCGCCGCCGAAGGCCACCAAGCCCAGAUCGAAGCCGUCGGCUUCUUCUCCUCCGGCGACGGCGAAAUCCGGUACGAAGCGGCCGGGCGGCGAGAGCGAGUUGGUUAAGGACUCGAAGAAGGCUAAGAAGAAGGGAGAUGAUCCAGAGGAGGAUGGUGUGGAAGAGGAAUCGAAGAAAUCGAAACUGUUUCAGAGGCUUUGGAGCGAUGAAGAUGAGAUUAUCAUUCUGAAAGGGAUGAAUGAGUACAAAACGAAGAAAGGGGUGGACCCUUAUGCUGACAUGACUGCAUUUCAUGAGUUUAUCAAGAAAUCGCUGAAGGUGGAUGUUACUAAGAUCCAAUUGCAAGAUAAGAUUAGGAGGAUGAGGAAGAAGUUUGAGAACAAUGUGAAGAAGAAGCACAAGCCGACUAAGGCUCAUGACUCGAAGACUUUUGAGUUGUCGAAGAAGGUGUGGGGAGGUGGUGAAGGGGGUGAAGAUAUAACUGGGCAGGUUACUAUUGCUUCUUUUGGGAAGGGGGAACAGCCCAAGUCUAAUGGGAAGGCUAAGGGUAAUCAGAAGAGUAACAGCAAGACUUUGGCUGCUCUGAAAGCUGAGCUGUUGGCGUCGCCGGAGACUACAAAGGAAGAUGAGAAGAGUGAAGCUUUGCUGAGACCACGUGCAUCAGAUAGUGUGUUGAGUGAGGUUAUUGGGUUUCAUAAGGGUUUCAAAGAGUUGGGGUUGUCGGAGACUAUUGUGAAGCAGGGUAUGGAAUUGAUUGGUGGAUCAAAGCGUGCUGAUUUGGAGGAUAGGUGGAACAAGCUGCAUGUUGCUGAAUUGGAGCUUUUUGUUCAGAGGACUGAGCUCAUGAGAGAUCAGGGCAAGUUGAUCUUGGAGGCCUUCAAGAAAUCAGACCAUUAGAAUGGUGGUCAGGUACCCUAUAAAUCAAGAUGAACUAGAAAGCUCUUGUUUUAGGUUAUGUUAUCCUGUUUAGGUGUCAGUCUACUUGUAGCAAGUAUCUGCAUAAUUUGUCUAUUUUUGCUCGGAUAGAACUUGCCAUUGUUGUGCUCCUCUAGGUGAACUGGUGAAGUGAUUUGCCAUAAGUUAAUGUUAAUUUUAAUUUGUGUGGUAAUAA
Rosa rugosa (rugosa rose) is the source of this 1545-nucleotide messenger RNA. RefSeq names its product probable transcription factor At1g61730. Lineage: Eukaryota; Viridiplantae; Streptophyta; Magnoliopsida; Rosales; Rosaceae. The record is from RefSeq and is a predicted model, not a curated record. Gene Ontology annotation, cellular component: nucleus. Bases 93 to 1331 code for a protein of 412 amino acids. The transcript has a single exon. Gene Ontology annotation, biological process: regulation of DNA-templated transcription.